AUGUCGUCGCAUUCUGGAGAUGAUAAUACUUCCGGUCAAAGUCGUCCCGCCGCCGCCGCAUGUGAGGCUUGUCGGAAACUGAAGAUGAGAUGCAUCCGACCAAGGGAGCAAGACAAGAAUCUGGCAGAACCAUGUCAACGGUGUAAGCGUACCAACCGCGAGUGCAAUAUCCCAGAGCCGAGAAAGCUUGGGAGAAAGCGCGGUGCGACAGGACGCUAUCAAGGAAUUGAAAAAGCCUAUCGGAAAAUGCAGCUGGAAUUAAAGAAGGCGAAAAUAUCUCAUGCAGGAGAAAAUGAAAUAGAUCAUCUCAUCGCCGGCGAAGAGCCAAUGCUAGAGCUCUUAUUUUCAAACCCAGCUGAGACAAACGGCCCCGCGCAGACAUCACCGGAGCUGGGAACUGAAGGCUCUUGCGCCCCAUGUUUUGAAUCAAUUAUGCCAACUGUGCGAGACAAUGAGCAAUUAGGAAACACUGUCUCUCCUGCCUUCCGCACUGGAGAUAUCUCUCAGUCCAAUCGUGAACCAAUCAGUAAUCCUCUGGCCUUGCUGGCAGAUGCGUCCGAUGCCGCCCAGGCGCUGGAGCUACACUCAAUAUCUACAAACUCUUCCCCAGAAACAAAUGACUCAUGUUCCGCGAGGCAGUCGUCGACCGGCCUGUCAACUGGAGCAAGCCUGGGUCGUCAACUGCUUCAUCGGCCAGGUUACGUGUCGCUUGGCCUACAACUGAGCAGAGAUACUCUUGAAGCAGGAAUCGAUUCCCUGGUUGUUCCUUCUGAACACCCAUACCGUUACCUAAACUAUUUCAAAUCGUCCCCACAGGUGCCUCUACGCGAUGUUGGCCCCGAUGUUGACCCAGUGGAUCUCGGUUUGGUGACUAUGGAUGAGGCUUGUUAUCUGUUUCCAAUAUAUUUUAUUCGCUUGCAUCCAGUAAAUGGAAUCCUGGACCCGAUGCUUCACACUCCAGAUUUCGUACGCUCUCGAUCGGCUCUUUUGUUCACCUGGAUACUGGCUUUAACUGCACAAUUUGAUCAUGGGUCAGCAUCGGUCGCUAAAAGAUUACGUCUCCAUGGUGAAAAGCUUUCAAAGCAUGUCCACACUUGCGGAUAUAAGUCGGUUGAGGUCGUGCAAGGCUACUAUAUCUCAUUAUUAUCAGCAACUCCUGCAGAAACACUGGCACAAGAGCGCUCGUGGCUAUACACAAUGUAUGCAUUUGGUGUAGCAGCCGAGCUCGGUCUAGACCAAGAUUCGCGUAUCAAAGAUGCCGCCCCUCCGAACUCGAUUAAUGCUUCCUAUUUUCGAAGCCAGGAUGCAGCCCCAACAUCAUUCCACGAAAAUGAUUCGUCACGCUUAUUACUAGAGCAUCCAUCGAGAGACCCCAUUGACAAUCAACGCAUGGCACGAAAUCGCGAGAGAACUUGGCUAAGGAUUUUGCUAUGGGAACGGGCGAACAGUGCAGCCUGUGGUAGAAUACACACUUUCCCUGAAACAGACUUGACACAAAGUGUCGACAGUUGGUGGCUGCACCACCUGGCAGACCCCACAGACAAGCACACAUGUGCGUUUAUCACUCUGCGACGAAUUCUAGCGUCACUACAGAAUGAACUCAGGCAUCAAGCUCACCUGACACAUGCGGACCCUCAUUGGGUACGAGAAAUGGUUGAUACAAGUCUUAGACCCUGGUGUGAUCUCUGGCUUUCACAUCCAAUGCCAAACCUAAUCACAUCACCGUCUGAAAAGCUAUCGAAUAUUUUCCUUCAUUAUGUUUAUCUUCAUGGGAGGCUAUGGACCUUGUCGUUUGCCCUUCAUGGUUCAAUAAAUGGCGACCAAAAUAUGGAUGCAAUCCGAGCAGAUUGCUUCGAGGCUGCGGUUAACUCCUGCGAGCUGGCCGUGCGGGACUUGCAGAAUAUAGGGGAGCCAUUAUACUGCAUGUUAGCUCCGACAUGGGCUAUGAUAUCCUAUGCUGGGGUUUUGGCCCUCAAGUUAUUCCCGGCCUUGUAUGGGUCCCGCGUCGGAAAUGACGUGGAACUUCUCGCUUUACUCAGCCAAGUCGCUAUCCAAUUAGAGCGUGCAGGCACAACCCCAUCGCAUCGGUUUGGGAUUGCUGCAUUGCUUGGACAGCAUCUCAUGAUGAUCCUGAGAGCCAGAGCAGUGGGACUGAGGGACUCAAGUCAACUUGGCCAGACCAGAAGAGAUGCCUCUUAUACCAACACAGGUUUCGAUGACGGAGCGAGACAAUUUAUGUCACAGCACUCCCCACAUUCAAAACCAUACGAAGCUCUCAUUUCUGAUUACGAUCCUUUUCUAACUACAGCUUCAAUGUCUACACAGGGGGAUCUCACUGGUGAGGGGUUUGCUGAUUUCUUCCGGGAAAUGUUUGGGCCGGGAUUCGGGGGUGUCUUUUGA
This is a messenger RNA of Penicillium coprophilum, 2400 nucleotides long. Its product is annotated as transcriptional regulator family TF. The record is from RefSeq and is a predicted model, not a curated record. Gene Ontology annotation, biological process: regulation of DNA-templated transcription. The transcript is spliced from 3 exons. Bases 1 to 2400 code for a protein of 799 amino acids. Gene Ontology annotation, cellular component: nucleus. Gene Ontology annotation, molecular function: DNA-binding transcription factor activity, RNA polymerase II-specific; transcription cis-regulatory region binding; zinc ion binding. Lineage: Eukaryota; Fungi; Ascomycota; Eurotiomycetes; Eurotiales; Aspergillaceae.